Colletotrichum karsti is the source of this 1518-nucleotide messenger RNA. RefSeq names its product bZIP transcription. NCBI's taxonomy places the organism in Eukaryota, Fungi, Ascomycota, Sordariomycetes, Glomerellales, Glomerellaceae. The transcript has 4 exons. The coding region runs from base 1 to 1518 and encodes 505 amino acids. Gene Ontology annotation, biological process: regulation of DNA-templated transcription. Gene Ontology annotation, molecular function: DNA-binding transcription factor activity. The record is from RefSeq and is a predicted model, not a curated record.
AUGCCGAGGAAAGCUGCAAGUAACCCGCCAUCUCACAUUGAUUCGACACAAGGCGACGUGAAGGAUGCUUCAAUGACGGAACAAGAGCGGAAACGUCUCCGCAACCGCCUAUCUCAACAGGCCUUCCGCCGCAGACAGGCAGAGCGCAUCAGAGAACUCAGCAGCCGGGUCAACACAGACCAAAAGUCGGAUGAUGAGCGCAUGGAGGCUUUGCAGAAGGAGAAUCAGCAGCUCCGGGCGCAGCUGGUCGAGGUCCAGGCCAAGUUGUCUCGGCUUGUUGCGAACAUGACCGGGUUGACGGAAUCUGUGUCAAAGACUCUCGGUGAUACCGCAUCGGACCACAAGGAUGAUCAGCAGGAGACCGUUAUGGAAGAUGACCUGUCGUUCGAUAUGCUGGGCCAGAAGUCGGACCUGCACGUACCGCCUAUGGACCUGGAACCAUUCGACACGUCGAUUCUCGAAUUCGAUACCAGUCUUCCUCAGCAAGUUGAACAAGCCCCGUUCGACGACACAAUCACCUCAGCAGAGCUCGUCAACGUCGCCGGCACAAACCCUCUCUACACCCAGAUCCCCAACAUCUGGAGCUUCGAGUACCAGACCGGCGUAGAACCAUAUCAGGCCGCGAUGAACGCUACACAAAACUCAAACAUCAUCCGCAAGAACGACUUAACGUUAUCAAACUCCCCAUUCUCCGACCACAUCCUCCUCCUCCAGCGCCUCCUCAAGACCAAGCUCGCAGCAUCCGGCUUCACCCCCGAAGGCCAGCCCUCCAUGCAAGGAAUCUACCAACCCGUCCUCAUGGUCCUCUCCAUGUUCAACAGCAUCACCCGCCCCGACGUCAUGGCGUGGUACGCCAAAACCCGCUUCUUCCACAUCAUCGAGCUCACCGCCUGGCAACUCUACCCCUCCGCGGCCACCUUCCGGAAGCUUCACCAGCGCUACCGCCCGACCGACGCCCAGAUCAGACACCCCCAUCCCCGCGUCAUCGACUGGAUCCCCUUCCCCUCCAUCCGCGACCGCCUCAUCCAGCUGCACGCCGCCAACCCCCACAUCGACCAGAUCUUCUGCGACGCCGUGACGGGUUACGUCGUCGAGACCACCAUGUCCGACCUCGUCCUCGGCGCGCCCCAGAUCACCAUCUACGUCCGCGUCACGGACUUGAUCACGGCGAUGUCGUCGGACCCCGAGGCGCCUCCGGCAAGCCUCCCGGCCCCGGACGUCACGACGCUCUUCUCGUCGCCGCCGCACGCCAGAGCGGCCUUUAAGAAGUUGAACAUGGACAAGGGCGCCGGGUACUACAAGAUCGACCCGGCAUUCUACGCGAAAUACCCCGAGCUGUUCGACUCCUCCAACGACCUCACCGCGACGGGCAUCCCGCUCCGCCCAAAGUCACAAAAGGUCCUGACCUACCCCAAACCGCUCGACUCCUCGACGGUCGAGACGUACAAGAGCUUCAUCGACUUUAGCCUCGACGCCGCCAACACCAUCUCCUACUCCUCCUCGCAAGCCGUAUCGUGA